AUGACAGCAUCUGUUACUUUAGGUCAAGCAAUAUGGGUCUCCGUAAAACCCAUUAUAAAGAUCUUCUUAAUCAUAGGGACGGGUUAUGGCCUUUCUAAAAUGAACGUACUAACUGCAGAAGCAACGAGGACCAUCAGUGAUGUCAUUCUUAUCGUUCUUUUACCAUGUUUGGCUUUCAAUAAGAUCGUGGAUAAUAUUGAGGAUUCAGAUAUAAAGGAUGUGGGUAUCAUUUGUCUAAGUUCAGCAUUAAUCUUUGUAACAGGCGGUUUUUUUGCAUAUCUAGUAAGACGGUUCAUGCCUGUACCUAAAAAAUGGUAUGGUGGGAUUAUUGCAGGUGGGAUAUUCCCAAAUAUCAGUGAUUUACCUAUUGCCUAUUUACAGUCAAUGGACACCGGUCUUAUUUUCACAGAAGAUGAAGGUGACAAGGGUGUAGCAAAUGUUAUUAUCUUUUUAGCCAUGUUUUUAUUGUGCGUUUUCAAUUUAGGUGGAUUCAGGCUGAUUGAACAUGAUUUUAACUAUAAUGAUGCAGAAAAUGCUACUCGACCUAGUGAGGAAGAAAUACCAAUAGAAAAUAGUAAUGAUUCAAGUUCCAAUUCACUUGAUCUUGAAAAACGCUUUACUGAUCCAUUAGCAUCGUUACCUCCACCACAGCCUGCAAAAGUCUCAAAUCAAAGCAUAACAUCACGAAGUAAUACGCUAAGUCCCAGUAAUUCAUUCAUAUCUUCAGCCAACGCCCCAUCGGUAAGAUCUGACGAAGAUUAUGAGAGACAAAUGGGCGUGUCAUCUGCAAUUACUUCUGUCCAUCCUCAACCAAUAGCAUAUACUAGUGGCUACGAUAUCGCUAAGAAAAAUACAAAUAAUAGUUCAUUGUCACGUAUUUCCACAUACCAUUCGAUAGAUUUGCGUGGCGGGCAAGCACAAGGUCUACAUGAUAUAAUCAAAGAGUAUUCAAAUGUGGAUCAAUUUGGUAACUCCAGAAGGAAUUCCAUAGUCUCAGAUGAUGGAUCUGAGGUAAACGUAGAGAAAAAAUCAACAAGACUAACCAAAAUGUUGACAUCUGACGCUACUGUUAGUAAACAAGAUAUAAAAGAAUCAGGCAAAAGUUUCCUUCCUGAAAACAUACAAAAAUUUCCAUUAACAUCGUUACUCAUUUUCUUUUUGAAGAAUUGUCUAAGACCUGCAUCUAUCGCCGUUAUCCUUUCACUGACCAUAGCAUUUAUUCCAUGGGUAAAAGCCCUUUUCGUCGUAACAUCAGAUGGGCCAAAUAUCAAAGAGGCUCCUGAUAAUGAACCUGCAUUAAGUUUUAUCAUGGAUUUCACAAGUUAUGUCGGUGCAGCUAGUGUGCCUUUCGGUUUAAUGUUAUUAGGUGCAACUUUAGGUAAAUUGAAAAUUGGUAAAUUGUAUCCAGGUUUCUGGAAAUCUGCUGUCGUAUUAGUGGUACUGAGACAAUGUGUUAUGCCAAUCUUUGGUGUAUUAUGGUGUGACCGUCUUGUUAAGGCAGGAUGGUGUAACUGGGAAGAUGAUAGAAUGUUAUUAUUUGUCAUUGCCAUUAAUUGGGGGUUACCAACAAUGACCACUCUGAUAUAUUUUACUGCUAGUUAUACACCGGAAGAUUGUCUGGAGCCGGUUCAGAUGGAAUGUGUCUCAUUUUUUCUGGUUUUACAAUAUCCAUUGUUGGUCGUCAGUCUACCAUUCCUGGUAACUUACUUUUUAAAAGUACAAAUGAAUGUUUAA
Molecule: messenger RNA, 1734 nt
Organism: Kazachstania africana CBS 2517
Lineage: Eukaryota; Fungi; Ascomycota; Saccharomycetes; Saccharomycetales; Saccharomycetaceae
Gene: ECM3
Product: putative ATPase ECM3
Exons: 1
Coding region: 1-1734 (577 amino acids)
Biological process (GO): transmembrane transport
Cellular component (GO): membrane
Source: RefSeq, a predicted model, not a curated record